CUGUCACUUUAGAAGUUCUUUCAAUUUCGGAUCUUUAUAAUGCAAAGCAAUCAACUUCUAUUUCUCCAGCUUUCUGUUUGGUAUUGACCCAAAAAACAAAAUCAACAAUUAAAAAAAAAAAAAAAAUACACUUUCCGUUUGGUUACUGGGAAAAUAGUAAGAAACGAAAGCAUUUACUUUUCGACUAUCUUGUGUUGUGAAUUACGGAUCACAUGGAGAUAUUUGGGGAUAUGGGGGAGCUAGCAGCUGAGAAGCAUGUUGAAUACAUUUUAUCGGUGGAAAAGAAGAAAGAUUCAUUUGAAUCUGUGGUGAUGGAGCAUCUGAGAAUGAAUGGAGCUUACUGGGGAUUGACUACUCUUGACCUACUUGGGAAGCUUCAUGCAGUGGAUGUGGAUCAGAUUGUUUCUUGGAUCAUCAAAUGCCAACAUGACUCAGGUGGUUUUGGUGGUAAUAUUGGGCAUGACCCGCAUGUACUGUAUACCCUCAGUGCCGUGCAGGUUUUGGCCCUUUUUGACAAGCUUGAUGUUUUAGACAUUGAAAAGGUGUCAACUUAUGUUGCUGGACUGCAAAAUGAAGAUGGAUCAUUUUCAGGGGACAUGUGGGGUGAAAUUGAUACACGAUUCUCUUAUAUUGCUAUAUGUUGUCUCUCAUUGCUACAUCGCUUGGAUAAAAUCAAUGUGGAGAAUGCUGUAAGUUAUAUUGUAAGUUGCAAAAAUCUGGAUGGUGGAUUUGGAUGCAUGCCUGGUGGAGAGUCUCAUGCAGGACAAAUUUUCUGUUGUGUGGGUGCUCUUGCUAUUACGGGAGCCUUGCAUCAUAUUGACAAGGAUCUUUUAGGGUGGUGGUUAUGCGAGCGUCAAGUUAAAUCUGGAGGUCUUAAUGGCCGCCCAGAGAAACUUCCUGAUGUAUGCUAUUCUUGGUGGGUUCUUUCUAGUUUGAUCAUGAUCGAUAGAGUACAUUGGAUCAAUAAGGAAAAGCUUGUUAAGUACAUCUUAGACUGCCAGGACUUGGAUAAUGGAGGAAUUUCAGACAGACCAGAUGAUGCUGUUGACGUCUAUCACACAUACUUCGGUGUUGCUGGACUUUCACUUCUGGAGUAUACGGGAUUGAAAGCCAUAGAUCCAGCUUAUGCUUUGCCAGUUGAUGUUGUAAACAGGAUUUUCAUCGGCAGACAAUCAAAAAAAGAAUCCUGAAAAUGAUUGCUGAAACAUACAAUCAUCUAGCUCACAGAGUAUAUGUUCUUAUAAUACUGUUUCUUUUGAUUUAUUCACAUUUAGUUGGUCUGGACCGAUCUGUUUUUGCUUCUUUACUCUAGUUUACUGAUAAUGGUCUUGACGCCAAAGCUGUUCUCUCCAUACAGUCACAGGACACAAAAAAUAUAUAUUCUUUUAUUUUA
Ziziphus jujuba (common jujube) is the source of this 1393-nucleotide messenger RNA. RefSeq names its product geranylgeranyl transferase type-2 subunit beta 1. The coding region runs from base 213 to 1190 and encodes 325 amino acids. The record is from RefSeq and is a predicted model, not a curated record. Gene Ontology annotation, cellular component: Rab-protein geranylgeranyltransferase complex. Lineage: Eukaryota; Viridiplantae; Streptophyta; Magnoliopsida; Rosales; Rhamnaceae. The transcript has 10 exons. Gene Ontology annotation, biological process: protein geranylgeranylation. Gene Ontology annotation, molecular function: Rab geranylgeranyltransferase activity.